Messenger RNA from Eleginops maclovinus (Patagonian blennie), 2177 nucleotides. Its product is annotated as poly(U)-binding-splicing factor PUF60-like. The transcript is spliced from 12 exons. The coding region runs from base 189 to 1772 and encodes 527 amino acids. The record is from RefSeq and is a predicted model, not a curated record. Gene Ontology annotation, molecular function: RNA binding. Gene Ontology annotation, cellular component: catalytic step 2 spliceosome; precatalytic spliceosome. Lineage: Eukaryota; Metazoa; Chordata; Actinopteri; Perciformes; Eleginopidae. Gene Ontology annotation, biological process: mRNA splice site recognition; alternative mRNA splicing, via spliceosome; regulation of alternative mRNA splicing, via spliceosome.
AGCUCUCGCGAGAGUUAAGUGAGUUGGCCUCUCCAAGACGGUGUGCUUCAUGGCGGUUACUGAGACUGCGAAUUUGUUGAAUUGUUAAAGAUUCCCCGUCAGUCAUCUUCCCCUUGGGGGCUUUCCUGCCUCAGUCUGGUGGACCCAGCGAUUAGCAGGUUGCGUAGGGAGGAGAAGCAGCUCUGACGAUGGAGAAUGGACAGGGCACAGGCUCCAAGCUCGGCCUGCCGCCUCUCACCCCAGAGCAGCAGGAGGCAUUACAGAGGGCGAAGAAGUAUGCCAUGGAACAAAGCAUUAAGAGUGUGUUGGUGAAGCAGACCAUCGCCCAUCAGCAACAGCAGCUCACCAACCUGCAGAUGGCAGCAGUGACAAUGGGCUUUGGAGAUCCUCUCUCACCUUUACAAUCGGUGGCAGCUCAGCGGCAACGUGCCCUAGCCAUCAUGUGCCGGGUGUAUGUGGGCUCCAUAUACUAUGAGCUCGGUGAGGACACCAUCAGACAGGCCUUUGCCCCCUUUGGCCCAAUCAAGAGUAUUGACAUGUCUUGGGACUCUGUGACAAUGAAACACAAGGGGUUUGCCUUUGUGGAGUAUGAUGUGCCAGAGGCUGCCCAGCUGGCUCUGGAGCAGAUGAACUCGGUCAUGCUGGGUGGGCGAAACAUUAAGGUUGGGCGGCCAAGUAACAUCGGUCAGGCGCAACCCAUCAUUGACCAACUGGCAGAGGAGGCGCGCGCCUUUAAUCGGAUCUACGUGGCGUCCGUCCACCCCGACUUGUCCGACGACGACAUCAAGAGUGUGUUUGAGGCCUUCGGAAGGAUCAAGUCUUGCACGUUAGCCAGAGACCCCACCACAGGGCGACACAGAGGCUUUGGCUUCAUUGAAUAUGAAAAGCCUCAGUCAGCCCUGGACGCUGUUUCUUCUAUGAACCUGUUUGACCUGGGGGGUCAGUACCUACGGGUGGGCAAAGCGGUGACUCCGCCCAUGCCCUUACUGACCCCCACGACCCCCGGUGGUCUGCCGCCUGCUGCAGCGGUGGCCGCAGCGGCAGCCACCGCUAAGAUAACGGCCCAGGCAAGUAUGAAUCCCUUCCAAAGGGAUUUAAUGGCCUUCCAGGAGGCUGUAGCCGGCGCAUCAGUCCUGGGGGCGUUAGCCGCACCCCAACUUCUCAGUCAGCAAAUGGGUAUUCCUCAGGCUGUUAUGGCUGCCCAGGCCCCAGGGGUCAUCACAGGUGUGACUCCAGUGCGCCCUCCCAUACCAGUGCUCCCGCAGGUUGGCCUUGUGAACCCGGUGCUCGCAUCACCGCCAGUCCUGUCUAAUCAAGGUGGUGGCUCCAACCAACAAGAGAGGAAAGAAGAGAAGGAGGAGCUGCUGCAGGACGGUACAGGGCAGGAGAUGUUGAGUGACCAAGAACACAUGAGCAUCUCGGGCAGCAGUGCCAGACACAUGGUGAUGCAGAAACUGCUAAGAAAGUCAGAGUCUACGGUUAUGGUGCUCCGUAAUAUGGUUGGACCUGAGGACAUAGACGACGACCUGGAGGGGGAGGUGACAGAAGAGUGCGGGAAGUUUGGCGCCGUCAACCGAGUCAUCAUAUACCAGGAGAAGCAAGGAGAAGAGGAGGAUGCAGAUAUCAUUGUCAAAAUUUUUGUAGAGUUUUCCAUGGCCUCCGAGAUGAACAAAGCCAUCCAGGCCCUAAAUGACCGCUGGUUCGGAGGUCGCAAAGUUGUCGCAGAGGUGUAUGACCAAGACCGUUUCAACAGUAGUGACCUCUCUGCGUAAAAAUGUCUGUAAUGGUUCACCUGCACCCAUCCCCAUACCUGUCCCCUAGACUCAUUUCAGUCUCUGCAGCUACAGAUGCGGGCCACUGAAACUUUGCAAUUAUGUUUUUUAUUUCUUUUCUUUUUUUAAAAUUGAUGUUUAUUAAUGUUAAAUGCCCCAUUUGGGGGGAUUCAUUAAAAAAUAUUUACAUGUCAGAUUUAGCCUUUUUGUUUAGAACUCCCUUUUUUUUCCUUUAUUACGCCGGUUCCAAUUUUUGUAAUCCAAACAUUAAUUUUCCUGCUUUGACUCAUUUUAUUUUCUUUCCUGAAGUUUUUGGGACACAUCCUUUCUAUGAUUAAAGGUUAUUGUUUGUCCUCAAACAGGUGUGAUGCAGUUUCUUUAUGAAUAAAGAAUCCUUUGUUUUGA